Messenger RNA from Macaca mulatta (Rhesus monkey), 1691 nucleotides. Lineage: Eukaryota; Metazoa; Chordata; Mammalia; Primates; Cercopithecidae. The record is from RefSeq and is a predicted model, not a curated record.
AUGGGUGGUACCAUCUUUCCUGUGUCUUACCAGAAAUACCUGUGGCAGGACCCUCCCCUUGUAGCAAGCAGAUUGUCGCGGGUAGUUUGGGCCAGCUGUCCUGGCGUGGAAUUUCCCGAAUUCAACAAAUCCUCCAAGAAAUCCAUCCAUCCAUCCAUCCAUCCAUACGUGGCAGAUUAUGAAGUAUGGAUCAUUACUUUUGGGAUGUGGAUAUAUUCAGUGAACAAGGAGCAGCUUGCAAGAGCUGGAUUUUAUGCUUUAGGUGAAGGUGAUAAAGUAAAGUGCUUUCACUGUGGAGGGAGGGUAACUGAUUGGAAGCCCAGUGAAGACCCUUGGGAACAACAUGCUAAAUGGCAUCCAGGGUGUAAAUAUCUGCUAGAACAGAAGACAUGAGAAUAUAUAAACAAUAUUCAUUUAUCCUAUUCACUUGAGGAGUGUCUGGUAAGAACUGUUGAAAAAACACCAUCACUAACUAGAAAAAUUGAUACCAUCUUCCAUAAUCCUAUGGUACGAGAAGCUAUAUGAAUGGGGUUCAGUUUCAAGGACAUUAAGAAAAUAAUGGAGGAAAAAAUUCAGACAUCUGGGAGCAACUAUAAAUCACUUGAGUUUCUGGUUGCAGAUCCAGUGAAGGCUCAGAAAGAUAGUACACAAGAUGAAUCAAGUCAGACUUCAUUGCAGAAAGAGAUUAGUACUGAAGAGCAGCUAAGGCGCCUGCAAGAGGAGAAGCUUUGCAAAAUCUGUAUGGAUAGAAAUAUUCCUGUCAUUUUUAUUCCUUGUAGACAUCCAGUCACUCGUAAACAAUGUGCUGAAGCGGUUGACAAAUGUCCCAUGUGGUACGCCGUCAUUACGUUCAAGCAAAAAAAUUUUAUGUCUUAAUCUAAUGCUAUAGUAGGCAUGUUAUGGUCUUAUUACCCUGAUUAAAUGUGUGAUGUGAACUGACUUUAAGUAAUCAGGAUUGAAUUCCAUUAGCAUUUGCUACCAAGUAGGAAAAAAAAUGUAAAUGGCAGUGUUUUAGUUGGCAAUAUAAUCUCUGAAUUUCUGGAUUUUUCAGUUAUUAGCUGUCUUAUUUGCUGAAUUGUUUUUACUGUUAUUUAAUUGAAACCCUAGACUAAGAAGCAUCAUAUUAUAACUGAUCACAAUGUGUAUUCACAGUACAUUGACUUAAUUUCUAAGUGUAAGUGAAUUAAUCAUCUGAAUUUUUUAUUCUUUUCAGAUAGGCUUAAUGAAUAGAACAUUCUGUAUAUAAAUGUGGAGAUUAGAGUUAAUCUUUCCAAUCACAUAAUUCGUUUUGUGUGAAAAAGGAAUAAAUUGUUCCAUGCUAGUGGAAAGAUAGAGAUUAUUUUUAGAGGUUUGUUGGUGUUGUGUUUUGGGAUUCUGCCCGUUUUCUUUUAAAAUUGUAAAUAUGUACUUGUGUGAAUGAUUUUUAAAGUGAUUUUGCCAUUUUUGGAAGGGCAUUUAAUGAUAGAAUAUCAUUGAGCCAACAUGCACUGACAUGCAAAGAUGUCAAAGAUAUAUUAAGUGUAAAAUGCAAGCAGGAAAAUACUAUGUACAGUCUGAGCCAAAUCAAAGCAUGUAUGUUUUUUAUAUGUGUAGAACAAAAGGUUUGGAAAGAUAUGCACCAAAUUGUUAAAUGUGGUUUCAUUUGAGGGGGUGGGGGAAUGGGCCCCAGAGGGGCUUUUGUAGGGGGCCUU